AUGCAUUCUGAGCAGUCACAAAGAAGGGAGAAAUGCGAGUACAACCAUAGGUUGUCUCGAAAAGGGUACGUUGGUUUGGAUGAUCAAUUGGAAGAAACCAUGCUCGGUGAAGAAAUCGAUCGAUCUCUGCUAUGGAAGAAGGCAAGAGAAGAUAAACAGGGAAACAUCCAUGAUCCAAAGGAUGAUUUGAAAAAACAAGUCCCUGAGGGCACUCUGACUGCCUCUGGGAGCAACGAUGUUUUGACAUUGGCUUUGGGAACCCCUGAGCAUGCUGGGAGGGUCAGAGGUGUUGGAGUUGGGGUUUCCCCAACUCAAUUCUUCAAUUUGCCUAGACAGCAGAGAGUAUAA
Messenger RNA from Prunus armeniaca (apricot), 348 nucleotides. The record is from the annotation of a GenBank genome assembly. NCBI's taxonomy places the organism in Eukaryota, Viridiplantae, Streptophyta, Magnoliopsida, Rosales, Rosaceae.